Papaver somniferum (opium poppy) is the source of this 558-nucleotide messenger RNA. Its product is annotated as F-box protein At3g03040-like. The transcript has a single exon. The coding region runs from base 1 to 558 and encodes 185 amino acids. NCBI's taxonomy places the organism in Eukaryota, Viridiplantae, Streptophyta, Magnoliopsida, Ranunculales, Papaveraceae. The record is from RefSeq and is a predicted model, not a curated record.
AUGGAUUUUGUAGAUGGAACAUUGCAUCGCCAUUCAUCAAACGUAGACAAGUUUGCUAUCAACUGGCCUCAACCCUUGAAUGAAUCUCGGGUUUAUUCUUGGGUCUCUAAAGUAGUAAGGGGUAAACUUAAAGAGCUCGCACUACAUGUGAAUCACUGGUAUCAUUGCAGCUUGGAAUCACUGGUGUCAUUGCAGCUUGGAAUUCCCGGUAGUUCUGGUUUCACCUUUCCUAAACACAUCUCUCUCCCAAGACUUAAGCGCCUUAUUCUUAAUGCAUUUGAGUUCAGCGAGGAGUCUUGGAAUGGACAACUCUUUUCGAAUUCACCAGUCCUUGAACAUUUGGUUCUGCAUUUCUGUAAAUUUCGCAUGAGGAAUUUCAGUAUUCUAAUUCCUACACUCAAAUUCUUCACAAUUCAUGUUUCACGUAGUGAGGAAAUUGGUUUAGACUGUGUUUUCAAUAUUGAUGCCCCAAGGCUUAUCAGUUUCUCCCACUCGGAUUUUGUUGCAAAGGAAUUCAUCUUGUCCAGCUUUCCAUCUGUUGGAGUCUUGCAACAAUAG